Molecule: messenger RNA, 2232 nt
Organism: Fomitiporia mediterranea MF3/22
Lineage: Eukaryota; Fungi; Basidiomycota; Agaricomycetes; Hymenochaetales; Hymenochaetaceae
Exons: 1
Coding region: 1-2232 (743 amino acids)
Source: RefSeq, a predicted model, not a curated record
AUGCUGCGGCAACAUGAGAUGCGACAUCUCAUGCUUGGCAUUAUAGGCUUAGCUUGUCUGACGCGCUUAUCUGUGCCGGUUUCCGCAAGUGGAACAUAUUCUCAGCAUGUCGCGUUGCCUGAGCACCAAAAACGUCAAAUGGUUGCACCGCAAUUGACCGUUCCGUUACCCACGAUGACAACUUCGUCCCCCAGCUUCGAUUAUUGGUGGCCAUUUCCGCUGGCUCCGACUUCGGCAGCGGACAACACGGAUACUGCUGACGUUCAGUCGCCUACAGACACAUCAUUACUGACGAGCGGUACUCCUCUUGCAUCGAACUUUGUAGCUUCGUCUGUGAGCGCAAGUUUAUUGCCUGGUGUCUCCUUGGACGCAUCGUCUUCGUACGCCGGUGCAGACUCUACCUCGUCAUUGAUCACCAUCACGGCACUUCCUCCACUGAGUUCACCUUUCCAUGGUCAUCGUGCAUCUUACUCCUAUCACAAGCCGAUUAACUCCACCCUUCUCGCGCCUUUGUUCGGAUUACUUAGCGCGGCAUUGGGUAUUGCAUGCGGAUGGUUCGCUUAUGGUUACUGGAAGAGAAGACGCAAUGCACGGAUUGAGGAUCGUCUGGCUGGUCCUAGGUACGAAGGAGUCAAAGGUGAAGAUGAAGGCGAGAAGACUCUUAAUGAUACAGUGACGUAUGCGAAUAACGACUUCAGUGGAACUGUUGCUGAAGGAGAUAUGUCAAUGGGACCACACCUACGCGGGCAGGAUUACGAUUGCUCGAGUAAGUAUGAGGACACAGAGACUCGAGAACUUUUAAUGGCUCCUACGACGUUUAAAUCUACCAAUCUUCCCGGCCGCUUUUCGGCCAUCCUUCGUUCCCCCAUACUUAGUAGCUUUGUAACUAGGAGUCCAAAAUCCAUUCCGGAGUCCGGUGCUAAUAUCAAGGACCGGGUGACUCGCCAGCCUGCAAACAUAUCCAUUCUCCCGUCUGAGAAGGACACUUCUUAUGCUGGAGGUACUCAAUCUCCGUCUGCCCGUACAGCGUUCAGUUCUGUCGCUAAAUCUGGUGAAGACAAUGAAGAUGAUGGAAAUAUUCGCCGUUUGGCCAGUAGACUCGGGCCUGUGCAGCAUAAAUCUAUUCACAGACGGCUUGUUGAGAAGCUCCGAAUGAAGUUCAGUACGAAACGUACCCCUGGACGGGAGAAGUCAAAAACGAAAGGCAAGGCGCGAGGAAAGACACCAGAACUCGAGGAAGGCGCUUUACUACAGGGCGAGAAUGACUCCGUUGACAUUUCAACUUCGUCGGUGAAGGGGUCUUUGAGGCAGAAGCCGUCGGGACUUGCCACUCGUCAUGGUCGAGCAGACUCAGAUUUCUCAAUCGUGUCUCUCGGAGUCCAAACACCGCCAAAGGUGUACACUCUGAGCGAUCCUGGAGUAAGCAACGUUAGUCCCGGCAAUAUUCUGCAGGGUGCCCGCGCGUAUAGUACUCCGUUAAAAUCAGACACGGGAUCAAAUGCAGAUAAGUACACACCCGUCCCUAAUCGUAGAGUCAGGUCGACACGUAAGCUCGUGUCGCCUCGAAGCCUGAGAAGAAGGUCGAGUAUCUUGGACGACUCGGGUGGACCAUCCAAGUACGACGGUAAUUCAGACCGCCGGGUUCUUCCAACGAGUCCGCCGUUGCUCAAUUUACCGAAUCUAGAAUCUGACCUGUUCUUCAGUCCGGUCCGUGAAUUUGCAAGGAACUGUCCUGACAUGUCUCAACACGGAUAUUUUACCCCUCCAAGAUGUGGGCAGGAUGGUGAAGUUGGCGAUUCACCCGUCAGAAGGGGACCGAGUGGACCCAGGCAGCCGAACAAGUUAAUAUCCUUACAGUCUCCCAGCAAUGGAAUGGCAUCGAGGCCAGCGCAACCACAGUUCACAGAUAAACCGGUCCCAGCUCUAGCCAUUCGUCGUAGCACGGCAUUUUCUCCGUCUUGCUUGCCGUCUCGAAUUCGUCAUGGUCCGCGAGAUGCAGUGCAAGAUCCGGAUCGAACGAACAGUACUCCUUCUGGUCCGUCCUCUCUCAUGCCACCUAAGGAGAGGUACGAAACGCGGUGCACAGCAUUUGAUAAAGUCGACGCGAUUGUUGAACAGAGUUGGGGUGCACGCUUCUUGCAGGGGAUACCGCCACCACCUAGUCCGACGUUGUUUGGGGCGCGGACUGACCAGGUUGGUGCUGACUUCGAUACAAUCGCGGGCAAUAGAUAG